GUCGUCCGCGACAGACUAGCGCACACGUACGCGCUCGUUUUUUCCCGAGGUCGAUCGUCAUCUGUGAACGAUUCUCGCUUAUUAUUCGCGGAGGAAUAUUCUCAGAAAUAGUCCGGCUGAGCUUUCAAUAAUUUUUUCACCCUCCGCAAAUGAAUGCUCGACCACGGCGAGGAUUGUUUUGCUCAUCUCGUGCCGAGUCGCUGACAGCUUGAUGAAUGAUUGGAAAUUCGACGCACCGAAGGCUCGUGAUGAUUCAGUGCUCGGCAGGUUGUGCUAAAAAGUGCGGGAAAACUCACAUCGUGACGAGAUCAUGAUGAAACGGAAAAGAUUCUUGAGAUCGUGCAGGUACGGAUGCUGUCAGAAGACUCUCGGGAACCCUCGUGGACCCAAGGAAAACAAAUGAGCCUCACCACUCGAACGCUUGUUUUAUCUUUGAUCUUUUAAUCGCACCGCGUCAGAAACAUUUUUAACGAAGUUAUCGAGUGUUCAGUGUACGACCUGUGGAUCGAAUAACCUUUCGAAAGUUUGGCCAGAUGCGAAGGUACUUAUUAGGCCAGCCGGUGAAUAUCGACGGACGAAACUACUCCACCUAAUAAUUAAUCAAAACGACAAUUAUGUGGAGGUGUAAAGCAGAGAACCCGGGCGAAGCAAUAGUGAAAUUAAAGCGUUUAUGAUCGAUCCGUUCAUUGGCGAUCGUCUAGUUCAUUUUCCAUAAAAAAUGAAUGACUAGCUCCGUCGGUAAUUCAGUCAGCAGAAAAGAUCGGUGGCGAUUGAGAAGGUAAAAUAUUUGAAUCGGUCGUAUCACGGAUUCAGAGUGCAACGCUGCGUCGCGGCAGCACUCGGUGCAUUCGCUGCACUCGGUGCAAAAAAUUGCCGAUGGGAUGCAUCUUCCGGUGGACUCAGUGAGCUGCGGCGAGAAUUAUGGAUGCGUCGGCUCACAUCACGAUAGUGCCGGUCUCGUAGUAGGUUCUUCGUUGACGCCUCAUCGGGGAGGCGUCCUCGAGCCGAGAUAUACGACGGAAGAAGACAACGACGAAAGGGGUGGCGGUGGAGGCGGCGGUGGCGCUGGGGUUAACGGCGCCGCCGGCUCAGGAUCCGGUGAGAUGAGUGAAGGCGCCGCCGUCGGCGAGCUCUGGUGGACCGAGAGACUCGUCGGCGAAGCACAGGCCGAACAUCCUGGGGAACUCGUUCGCACAGGAUCGCCAUAUUUUCUUUGUAGUCAACUCCCGACGCACUGGCGUUCCAACAAAACGUUGCCGGUAGCAUUCAAAGUAGUGGCGCUCGGUGACGUCGGCGAUGGCACCCUCGUCACCGUUAGAGCUGGAAACGACGAGAACUGUUGCGCCGAGUUGAGGAACGCAACUGCGUUAAUGAAGAAUCAAGUUGCCAAGUUUAACGACUUGAGGUUCGUCGGGAGAAGUGGACGGGGCAAGAGUUUCAGCAUCACGAUCACCGUUUCGACUACGCCACCGCAGGUCGCGACGUACACAAGGGCGAUAAAAGUAACGGUGGAUGGACCCCGAGAGCCUCGAUCAAAAACCAGACAGCAGCACCAACAGUUUCGAGCGUUGGGUCUUGGGCAACGACCAUUCCUCGAUGCUCCAUCCUCUUUCACUUCGCAUCUCCGAGAGUUGGAGUCUUAUCGUCGGAACAAACACCAUCACAGCCACCACCACCAUCAUCAUAAUCAGAAUCACCAUAAUAAUCAGAGUGAGGGAGGCGAUAGUGGUCAUGCUCAUUUGCAGCAACAACAAAACGCGAAUGCUAAUGGUAGCUCGGGUGGUAAUGGUUGCAACGAUCCGCACAACGUGGCUAAUCCGGUCGCUGGAACUUCGCCGUCUUCGGCUACUCAUCUUGGCCAGACGACUGGAUCAUCGCACCAGGAAUGUUAUAAACAUAGUCCCCAACACGGCGAUACGACUGCAGCUAGCACAGCAGAAUGGACUUAUCCAUCGACAGCCCCUUCUUAUCCAGCACCGUCGGGCAGCGACGGUGGAUCUUACUCGCCACUUCCUGGUGGGGCUUUUUCCUAUCCCGGUGAAUCGCUGUCUCAUCAUCCAACUACGGAACCUGUGCCUCUAUCGUCAGUUCUCCCUUCGGAGGCCCAGCACCACGAUGCUUACACCCCGAAUUGCGUGUCGAUGUACCCGAGUCACGGGGCAUCGGGAGCCCCAGCAGUGACAACGACGUUGCCCCUGUUGCCAGGAAAAUCGUCCGGCGAUCCAGAGCUCUUUGGUGCAGUCGGAGGAAACUCGAGUCCUGGUUACCACUAUGGCUCCUGGACGCCAGGGCCCUCGACCCCGGUUCCCGUCGCAUCCCACAAUUACAAUCCCAAUUACCAGGGUUACUACAACAACUCGAGCCAGAAUUACAUCAGUCCAACGCCAAUGGUGCUGUACCCACAGCUCUACAGCACCGUAAAUCAGAAUCAGAUUCAUCUUCAUCUCCAUGGCGAUCUGAGCGAGGAUCAGGUGACAAUUGCCAGUGGUAAUCUCACCAUUAGUGGCAACAGGCUUGAAAUUGGGGUGAUGGGAGAAGAAAACGAGCAGAGUAGAAACGACGUUUGGCGGCCAUAUUGAAAAACCACGUGAAUUCAAAGUACCUCUACACGAAGAAAAAACGUUUCCCUUUACAACGAACGAAAACCAACAACGUUCGACGACGCCUGAUUAAUGCCGAUUGUCCGCGGAUCCAGGGAGUCUAAGGAUCUCAGUGAAUUUCUCCACGGGCGGGAUCGAUCGCCGUCCCAAGUCCGGAUUAAUUUUCCCAGGGAACUGAUGGAAAGUCACUGAUUUUUCGUCACGAAUCAACGAGUUAUUUCAGUUUUGAGUUAUCGCAGGAUAACAAAACUCCCCAAAAAACGAUGUGAUCGUGAAAAUAAUGUCGAAAGAACAUUGCGAAUACUAGCUUCUCAUGAUCUUGGUGUACAACGUGUAUAAAGAUACAAUAACGACAAAAUAUGACAAAAAAAAGUGAUGAAAAUGCAAUACGAAUCGAAUAAUUGUUUCGAGCCUCGAGAUAAUGAUUUCUCGACGACUGGUUCUCUCAGUCAACAUGUAAAUAUUCAAAUAUUUUCCGUUAAAUAAAACAAAUAUUACCAAAAA
Venturia canescens is the source of this 3104-nucleotide messenger RNA. Its product is annotated as runt-related transcription factor 1-like. Gene Ontology annotation, biological process: regulation of DNA-templated transcription. The transcript is spliced from 6 exons. Lineage: Eukaryota; Metazoa; Arthropoda; Insecta; Hymenoptera; Ichneumonidae. The record is from RefSeq and is a predicted model, not a curated record. Bases 882 to 2579 code for a protein of 565 amino acids. Gene Ontology annotation, molecular function: ATP binding; RNA polymerase II cis-regulatory region sequence-specific DNA binding; DNA-binding transcription factor activity, RNA polymerase II-specific. Gene Ontology annotation, cellular component: nucleus.